Branchiostoma belcheri (Belcher's lancelet) is the source of this 738-nucleotide messenger RNA. Its product is annotated as zinc finger protein 525-like. Lineage: Eukaryota; Metazoa; Chordata; Leptocardii; Amphioxiformes; Branchiostomatidae. The record is from RefSeq and is a predicted model, not a curated record. The transcript is spliced from 3 exons. Gene Ontology annotation, molecular function: RNA polymerase II transcription regulatory region sequence-specific DNA binding; DNA-binding transcription factor activity, RNA polymerase II-specific. Gene Ontology annotation, cellular component: nucleus. Bases 1 to 738 code for a protein of 245 amino acids. Gene Ontology annotation, biological process: regulation of transcription by RNA polymerase II.
AUGUGUGGGGAGUGUGGGUACAGGGCGGCUUACAAGUCUGACUUAUCCCGACACAUGAGAACUCAUACAGGAGAAAAACCCUACAAGUGUGACCAGUGUGACUAUUCUGCAGCACGGAAAUCCAGUUUGGACUAUCAUCUAGCAAAACACACUGGUGACAAACCCUACAUGUGUGGGGAGUGUGGAUACAGGACAGUUCACAUGUAUGACUUAUCUAAACAUAUGAGAGCCCAUACAGGAGAAAAACCCUACAAGUGUGACCAGUGUGACUAUUCUGCAGCACAGAAAUCCAGUUUGGACUAUCAUCUAGUAAAACACACCGGUGAAAAACCCUACAUGUGUGGGGAGUGUGGGUACAGGGCAGCUAAAAAGUCUGACUUAUCCAUACAUAUGAGAGUUCAUACAGGAGAAAAGCCAUACAAGUGUGACCAGUGUGGCUAUUCUGCAGCACACAAGGCAACUCAGAAGUCACACUUAUCCGAACACAUGAGAACCCAUACUGGAGAAAAACCCUACAAGUGUGACCAGUGUGACUAUUCUGCAGCACGGAAAUCCAGUUUGGACUAUCAUCUAGCAACACACACCGGUGACAAACCCUACAUGUGUGGGGAGUGUGGAUACAGGACAGUUCACAUGUAUGACUUAUCUAAACAUAUGAGAGCCCAUACAGGAGAAAAACCCUACAAGUGUGACCAGUGUGACUAUUCUGGUUUCUCACCGGUGUGUUUUGUUAGAUGA